GCGCUGAGGCCCAGCAUGGCCGGCCAGGGCCCCACGUUCCCGCUGCACCGGCUAGUCUGGGCCAACCGGCACCGUGAACUGGAGGCCGCGCUGCACAGUCGCCAGACUCUGCCUUGGCCUCUGCUCUCUUCCCUUGUGCUGAGUGUCCAUCUCCCUCAGCACGACAUUGAACAGGAGGACCCCCGAGGACGGACUCCCCUGGAGCUGGCCGUGUCCCUAGGAAACCUGGAGUCUGUGAGAGUCCUUCUUCGGCACAAUGCCAACGUGGGCAAAGAGAGCCGCCAGGGCUGGGCAGUCCUGCAGGAGGCAGUCAGCACUGGAGACCCUGAGAUGGUGCAGCUGGUGCUCCAGUACCGGGACUUCCAGAGGGCCAUACAGAGGCUGGCUGGCAUUCCAGAACUACUCAACAAACUCCGCCAGGCCCCAGACUUCUACGUGGAGAUGAAAUGGGAGUUCACCAGCUGGGUGCCCCUCGUGUCCAAGAUGUGCCCAAGCGAUGUGUACCGUGUGUGGAAGCGGGGCGAGAGCUUACGAGUGGACACCAGUCUCCUAGGCUUUGAGCACAUGACCUGGCAGCGAGGCCGCAGAAGCUUCAUCUUCAAGGGCCAGGAGGCAGGAGCCCUGGUGAUGGAAGUGGACCAUGACCGGCAGGUGGUGCACACGGAGACGCUAGGGCUUGCUCUACAUGAGCCCGAAGCACUACUGGCCGCCAUGCGGCCCAGCGAGGAACAUGUGGCAAGCCGCCUCACCUCCCCUAUCGUCUCCACCCACCUGGACACUCGAAAUGUGGCUUUUGAGAGGAACAAAUGCGGUAUCUGGGGAUGGCGGUCGGAGAAGAUGGAGGCUGUCAGCGGCUACGAGGCCAAGGUAUACAGUGCCACCAACGUGGAGCUGGUGACACGCACACGCACAGAGCACCUCUCUGAUCAGGACAAGUCGAGGAGCAAAGGGGGGAAGACUCCAUUCCAGUCCUUCCUGGGGAUGGCCCAGCAGCACUCCUCCCACAGUGGGGCUCCUGUACAGCAGGCAGCCAGCCCCACCAACCCCACAGCCAUUUCCCCCGAUGAAUACUUCGACCCUAGCUUCAGCCUGGAGUCAAGAAACAUUGGCCGCCCCAUCGAGAUGUCCAGCAAAGUACAGAGGUUCAAGGCAACACUGUGGCUGAGUGAGGAGCACCCGCUCUCCCUGGGUGACCAGGUGACACCCAUCAUUGACCUGAUGGCCAUCAGCAAUGCUCACUUUGCCAAGUUGCGUGACUUCAUCACCCUGCGCCUCCCUCCCGGCUUCCCCGUCAAGAUUGAGAUUCCCCUUUUCCACGUACUCAAUGCUCGCAUCACCUUCAGCAACCUGUGUGGCUGUGAUGAGCCCCUGAGCUCCGUGUGGGUGCCAGCCCCCAGCUCUGCCCCGGCCACUCCAGGGAGCCCCUUUCCAUGCGAGGUGGAUCCCACUGUGUUUGAGAUCCCUGAGGGGUACAGCGUGCUGGGUGCUGAGCGCAGUGAGCCCCUUCGAGACGAGGAUGAUGACCUGCUGCAGUUUGCCAUCCAGCAGAGCCUGCUUGAGGCAGGCACAGAGGCAGAGCAGGUGACUGUCUGGGAAGCCCUGACCAAUUCUCGGCCUGGCGCCCACCCUCCUCCCCAAGCCACUGUGUAUGAGGAGCAGCUUCAACUGGAGCGGGCCCUCCAGGAAAGCCUGCGGCUGUCCACAGAGUCCAGGGGCCCUGGGUCCCCUGAGAGGACACCCCCCUCUCAGGCCCCCCCAAGCUUUGAGGAGCAGCUUCGCCUGGCACUUGAGUUGUCCUCUCGGGAGCAGGAAGAGCAGGAGCGGAGGGGGCAGCAGGAAGAGGAGGACCUACAGCGGAUCCUGCAGCUGUCACUCACGGAGCACUGAGCCACCUGGCCCUGGAAGGGUCAGGGCCACUCCCUCUGCCCGCUUUUGUAAUUUAUUUAUUUAUAAACUGCUGCUGAGCUUGGGGCCUGGAGCCCAAAGGUGACAGGAGUGGCACUAAGAUGAAAAUAAAGACUCUUA
Fukomys damarensis (Damara mole-rat) is the source of this 2025-nucleotide messenger RNA. RefSeq names its product ankyrin repeat domain 13D (gene Ankrd13d). The transcript has 15 exons. Gene Ontology annotation, molecular function: protein binding. Lineage: Eukaryota; Metazoa; Chordata; Mammalia; Rodentia; Bathyergidae. Bases 16 to 1887 code for a protein of 623 amino acids. The record is from RefSeq and is a predicted model, not a curated record. Gene Ontology annotation, cellular component: cytoplasm.